AUGGAAGCGCCAUCAGACGAUGGUGAACCUGCACGAGUGCGGUUAGUGCAGAGGUUGGAUGUCGAAGGAGCUCGCGUAGAGAGUGAUGAUGACGUUCGGGAUGUGAUGGCUGAAAACGGUCUUCCUACGGCUACGGUGGACGCGUCAGGUACCCAACGGCACAUCAAGCUCGACAGCGGUGCAAGACUUACAAUGGCCGGUACGUACUGGAUGGCACUCGGUGAUCGAGUAUCGACGAAGGCACCCGUAGGCUAUAUCGAGAGAAUUGACGGAUUUUUACUGGACGCCAUAGGCGUUUGGCGGUUCGUGCUGAAGAAGUGUGCGUGA
Molecule: messenger RNA, 327 nt
Organism: Phytophthora nicotianae INRA-310
Lineage: Eukaryota; Oomycota; Peronosporomycetes; Peronosporales; Peronosporaceae
Exons: 1
Coding region: 1-327 (108 amino acids)
Source: RefSeq, a predicted model, not a curated record